AAGCAAUGAACGACAACGCGAAACUUUAUUCAAGCGUCGGCCAGUUGCAAAAACAAGGCAUCGCUGAAACUUUGCAAAAAUACAUAAAACUUGUUCGUUUCAAAGAUAAAAUAAAAGUGUUAGAUGUUGGGUGUGCUGAUGGUGGUCUCACUUCCGAAAUUCUUGUGCCAAAUUUGCCACCAGAUUUUGACGAAAUUAUCGGAAUGGACAUCUCCCCAAAAAUGUUUCGUCCAAUUCGAUAUCACUUCGGAACAAAUUCCCGAGAAAUUUUACGAAUAUUUCGACAACAUUUUCUCGUUUUAUUGCUUUAAUUGGAUUGCUGAACACAAACAUCCUCAAGCACUCAAAAAUUUGUACAAAAUGCUAAAACCCGGCGGUUACAUUUUUCUAGUGAUUAUUUCAACCAGCCAAGUUUUCGACGUUUAUGAAACCAUGUCCCAGUCUGAAAAGUGGGCCCCAUUUGUGAAAAAUGUGAGAGAAACGGUAUCGCUCUAUCACUUCAUCGACCAACCACAACCGAAACUGAACAAUUUCCUGAAAAGUGCAGGUUUUGAUUGUCAUUUAUGCACGCUGGAAGAGAAAUGUUACACAUUUGAGAAUUUAGCGCACUUUUGGGAAUGGGCGGUUUCUAUUAAUCCAUUUUAUAAAAAAAUUCCGGAAAAUAAACUGCAGUCGUACCAAGAAGACUAUUUGAACGAAUUUAGGAAACACAAAAAUGUUUUUAUCGAAGUCUCAAAUCGGGAAGAAAAAAUUCGGAAGCCAUACACCACUCUUGUGGCUUGUGCCUCAAAGCCCGAGGAAGUGUAAACUGAUUUGCAUUUAGCGUAGUUGUUUAACUUUAUUGAGUGAAUAAAAAUUUUGGCGUUA
Tribolium castaneum (red flour beetle) is the source of this 867-nucleotide messenger RNA. RefSeq names its product methyltransferase 2. The transcript has 4 exons. NCBI's taxonomy places the organism in Eukaryota, Metazoa, Arthropoda, Insecta, Coleoptera, Tenebrionidae. Gene Ontology annotation, molecular function: S-adenosylmethionine-dependent methyltransferase activity. The record is from RefSeq and is a predicted model, not a curated record. The coding region runs from base 124 to 807 and encodes 227 amino acids.